Triticum aestivum (bread wheat) is the source of this 1151-nucleotide messenger RNA. RefSeq lists its product as uncharacterized. The transcript is spliced from 3 exons. NCBI's taxonomy places the organism in Eukaryota, Viridiplantae, Streptophyta, Magnoliopsida, Poales, Poaceae. Bases 154 to 843 code for a protein of 229 amino acids. The record is from RefSeq and is a predicted model, not a curated record.
UCCAUAUCACCUCAUGUUUCGUUGCAUCUGGCAAAUCGGUACAUGCCUGUUUGUCUGCCUCGAGCGCUCCUCCUCCUCUGUCUCUCCCUUCUGAUCGUGCGAAGGCGCCGCCCCCGUGGAUCGUGGCGAUCGCAUUGAUCGCCGCCGGCGAGGAUGUCGGAGCCCCGUCGGCGUGCUCCUGGAGAUGCAGCCCCUCCUUACGAUGCUUUUGAUGGUCUUUUCUCGGUUGAGAUACAUCACAAAGGUUUCUUUUGUGGAACUGACAACAACAACACCUACAUGGAUUAUGAAGUUGCAUGGUUUGACAACUGUGAUAGUGAUACAUGGUCCUUGUUAUGGAUUGAUGACUUUUUGCAGCAGCUAGGUUAUGACAGAGAUUGUUUGAAGCUUGAUGUGUACUGGUGUCAGCCUGGAAAGACAUUGGUUGAUGGGCUAAGAAAUUUGACAUGUGAUGCAAAUAUCCUUGCAAUGAUAACAACAACUACAGAGCACAAGAACUUGUUACUGAUUGUAGACCAUGGAGAGAGAUUUGACAGUGCUCUCAGAGAUGAUAUUUUACUUGAUGGAGUUCCUGUACUUUCAAAGGUCAUUACUCCAGGAAAAGAAAGCAAGGGAAAAGAGCAAUAUAGCUGUCCCGAGGAGAGAAGUGUGCCAAAUAAGAGGAGGUCUAGGAGGUUUUUUGGGGAAGGUUCAUCCUCAGGUUGUGCUGAUGAAGAAUUGGAGGAAGAAGAUGGAGUAAAUGCAGCUGAAUUAGAGACAGAUGAGGAUUUCUAUGAUAGUGACUAUGACAUAGAAGAUGGGGAUGACGAUCACGACAACUGCUAUGUCAAGUGGAAGAGGUAGGAGGAGGGGUGUUACUGAAGAUAUUCUAGAGGAUGUGCCUCAAUCCAGCCACCAAACAAGUGAUAAUACAAAGAGGCAGGAAGAGGCAAGCUAGAGGAGGUGGUAGAGGAAAUGCUACAGGAGGUGGGAGGGGAAAUGCUACAAGAGGAAAUGGAAGGACAAGAGGAGGAGGUGCAAGAGGAAAUGGUGGAAGAGGAACUCUAUAUGACAAUGGAGGAAGGACUGGACCAGGGGCUGGAUUCUGGAACUUGAUGUUUGGACCUGAUUCAGAUAGGUCACAUGUGGCAGCAGAGGAAGAGCCAAUCACA